UGGCAGUAAGAAAAGGACAGAAAUGAUCAAGUAUUGCUUGAGUGAUGUUGAUGAUAUGAAAGAUGAUUAUGAUGAUUAUGAUGAUGAUUAUGAAGAUGAUCAAACCCCAACUACUCAAGGUGGUUUUGUGGACAACUGUUUGGAACUUGAUCUUGGAGCUUAUGUUACAAAGGCUCUGGACAGCAAGGUAUCUGGGGAUAUUCAGGGAAAGUCAAGAAAAAUUCAUCAUCACGCAAAAUCAAAUCAAAAAUUAACAGAGAACAGAAAUCCAGCAUCAUCAAAGACUGUAGCCUGUUAUGGUAAAGGAUGUGAAAAAUUGAUUGACAAUCAAGAGAAAGCAAACAAAAACAAUGAUGAUAAUGUAUCAAUUUUGAACACCCCUCCAGCAUCAACAGCUCACUCAACGAUGGAAAGUAAUACUGUUGUGAAAGACUUUGAACUGUCUGUUUUGAUUGACAGUUUGGACAUGGAUGGCCUUCAAGAUAAGUUCAAGUCCAGAUUUAAGGAAGGGGAGAGUAUUCCACGCAAGUUCUUUAUUGCUGCUCCAUUCUGCCAUCAUCAGUAUCUUUUAUUUGAACCUCAUUGUGACAGGGAAACAGAACAAAACAUGUCUUGUGAAGUCCGUGUCACAUUUAUAUGCGAUGAUAAUCAAAAUACUUACUCUUGUGAAUCUGAUUCACACACAAUCACAAACAACUUCAACAAACUGGCUCAGCUAGAAAGCCAGAAAAGGUAUCUAAGCAUCAACGAAGUUGUAGACAUCUUUGACAAUAGCUUUAUCUGUUGUGGAGAGACUGGAGAAACAUGUGAUCCUAAGAAAGAGUCCUUCAAGAUUAGGAAGACUGUGGUUGCAUAUGAUGUCCUGAACUCUUUCACUGGCCACCAAACUGAAGUGUGCUCAUGGGUUGAAGCAUCUAAAGAAAUAUCUUCUGCACUACACCAGAGACUGCCAGAUGAAACUGCAGCAAAAACCUAUGUCAAUUCACUAAACUUUGCUAAAUAUUCAAAGACUUGUGAGAUAUGCUACAYUGAGUCCAAUGAUUCAAAUGAAGGGUUCACAGCACUUCUGGCAUGUAACCACUGGUUUUGUAAUGAUUGCUGGAAAAUGCACCUUGUAGCACAGCUUCAACUGGGGAAGACAAUAGUUUCCUGUCCUGCCAUGGAAUGUAGUGAAGGCAUUGAUGAUGCAACCUUUAUGUCAUUGGCUCCCAAGUCUUACUUCAGGUACAAGAGCAUYCAGCAGGACAGAGCAUUUGAAAUAAACCAGCAAUGGAAUUGGUGUCCUGGUGACAAGUGCCGACUGGUUGCAAGGGUGUCAAACACCAAAGGAUGUGGAAGUCCAAGGGAAGCAGAUACCAAGCAAGCUACACCUCUGCCAUGUAUGUGUACAUGCUCCCAAGUAUGGUGCUUUGGUUGUCAAGAAGAACCACACUGGCCUGCAUCUUGUGAUCAAGCACAGAGUUUUAGGCAUCAAACUAAAAAAUAUCAAGAGGUAGUAGCCACUUCCGGUGACAAUUGUGUGACCUCUGUUUCUGUUAGACGUUGCCCGAAGUGUAAAUACCCUAUAGAGAAAGAUGGUGGGUGUCAACACAUGACAUGUGCCAAAUGCCGUGGAGAUUUCUGCUGGAUAUGCCUUGGUGUUUGGAACCCUUGGGGAAUACAUGACUGUGAAGAAGGUGUGACAUCAGAGGAAAUAGAACUGACUGACACCAUUGGAAACUCAAGAUUCAAUGAGCAUUUAAGAAUUUCAACAAUUCACAAGAAGGCAAGGAAAGUGGAAUACUUAUUUAAAAUGUACAAGCAAGUAGAGGAUAUCUCAAAUGCUGUUGCUACGCAUCAAAAACUCAUGCAACACAAGCUGCUGAAUGUAAAGCUCCCUUCCAAGACACAGGCUCUUUUGGCUUUGUGCCAUAAGCACGAUAUCCCAGAGAAGUUAAGACUAAUGGUAGAUACAAAGUUUGUUUCCCACAGUGUGAUAGAAGGAGCUUCCAUUCAUAUGGCUACAUCCAAAACCAAACGAGGUCACCAUAAGCUUCAGCAAUUGACUAAUGAUCUGCAUUUUGUGAUCAUUAGACUUGAGCAUUACUUGAACAUGAAGCUAGAGGAUCUUUGCUCAGCUUUAGACCAUGCCACAGUCCUUGUUGAAGCUGCUAAGGCUACAAUUGUUGCCAUUGGGCAGGUCACAAAAGCUAAUUGUCACAAACAUUAAAAGUGUCAUUAAAUCUUGAGUACUAUACA
Actinia tenebrosa (Australian red waratah sea anemone) is the source of this 2238-nucleotide messenger RNA. RefSeq lists its product as uncharacterized. The record is from RefSeq and is a predicted model, not a curated record. NCBI's taxonomy places the organism in Eukaryota, Metazoa, Cnidaria, Anthozoa, Actiniaria, Actiniidae.